Prorocentrum cordatum is the source of this 1191-nucleotide messenger RNA. Lineage: Eukaryota; Dinophyceae; Prorocentrales; Prorocentraceae. The record is from the annotation of a GenBank genome assembly.
AUGCCUGUCGGCGCCCGCUUCGGGCACACCUGUACGCCGCUCGGCGACGGACGCGUGGUGCUCUUCGGGGGCGCCACCGGCGGCGGCGGGUGCUUCACGGUGCUGGCCGACGCGCACGUGCUCGACCCCCGCACGAGGACGUGGUCGAGGAUGGAGACCGAGGGCCCGAGUCCCGCGGCCCGCCUCGGCCACGCGUCGGUGUGUGUCGGCGAGGGCCACGGGCAGGUGGUCGUCUACGGCGGGUCCGCUGGGGGUGGCAUGCUGGUGCCCGAGGACAUGUACCUCCUCGACGCGGACGACCUCGAGGGCCCCGGCUGGGCCGUGGUGCGGGUCGAGGGCCCGACGCCGGGGGCCAGGUACGGCCACGCCAUGGUCUUCUCCGAGGGCCAGAUGGAGCUGGUGGUCUUCGGAGGGCACAACGGCCUCGAGGCCCUGGGCGAUCUGUGGACCCUCAGCAUCAGGGGCCGCCCAUUCGGGCCCUGGCGCUGGACCCAGGUGAGUGCCGCCAACAGCCUCGCACCGAGCCCGCGGUGCUACCACGCGGCCGCCGUCUGCCCUGCCGGGGCUGCGCGGGGAAUGGUCGUCGUCUUCGGGGGCAGAAGGUCCGACGGCGCCUGCCUGAACGACGCGUGGGGCCUCGAGCCGCGGAGCGACGGGAGUUGGGAGUGGGUGCUCGCGCCGGUGGGGGCCAGCGCGCUGCCCGAGCCUCGCUGCCAGCACGCCUGCGUCUUCCUCGGCGAGUGGCUCCUCGUCGCUGGCGGCCGCGGGGCAGCCAGCUCUGGGCGCGAUGCCCCCUUGAGCUCGGCGCUGUACGACACGGGCUCGGGCGAGUGGGUGGCUUGCGACCUGGGCGUGCACAGGUGCUGGCACGCUUGCUGGGCCGCGGAGGGCGUGGUGUUCUCGCACGGCGGCUUCUGCGACGGCAAGUGGUCUGCGCCCGGCAGCGAGCUGGAGUUAGCGGGCGUCUAUUUCGAGGAGGCCGAUGUUGUAGCGGGCGGUGGCCAGGUGGGCAGCUCCAAGCGCCUGCGACGGGCCUGGCCGCCCAUGUGCUGCUCGGAGAUGGUGCGCGAGGUGCCCACGGUGCUGCUCCAGGCUGACGCCUGGCCACCGACGGUGCUGCUCGACGCUGAGCCCCCGCCGGGCCGCGAGCUCCCAGAGUUGGUGCGGCUCGGGGACCUCCCCCCGCUCUGA